UUGGGUUGUCCCCUUGAAAUCUUAGGAGAAGUACUCCUUUAUCUGAUGAACUUCUUGGGAAAUAUAAUUUGAGCAAGCUUUCUUAAAUCUAUUGCUGGAUAAAUGACUGCAAUUAUAGGAUCCUCAUUGAUGUUUGCUGUUAUCGUGAGCUCAGCAAAGGCUUAUGAUAAUGAUUGGCAACCAUUCCAAAAUUUUUCAGGCUAUGCCCUCAAUGGUGUCAUUUCUGUACAUGUGAAUUUUGCCCACCAUCACCGCAAGAAUGCUGAAAAGCUUGUCUGAUAUUAUGCAUGAAGAUGAUUUUAUGGAUGAGCAUUUCAUAGCAAAGAGGAUCAAAGUUACUGAUGUGGCUGCUGGUAAUUUGGAAAAAGAAAAGAAGGGAGAGAAAAAUCUGAAUAUCCAUGCAGUAGAUGGAAGUGUGAGUAAGCCUACCUUAUCAAUUGGCCAAACUGGAAGAAGUGAUGGCGAAAAACCAUAUGGAGGCAAUGACAAACAGAUGCCUGAUUCUAAAAAGACAUCACAAGAUGCAAUAUCAUGCAGUUCCAAAGAAGUUCAUGGCCAAUUUGUUGACAAUUUAUGCAAGAUAGAUGCUGCUGCGGCAGAAGACAAGGGAUCCAGGCAUGCAAUGGAGGAUGCUUGGGUUGUUCUUCCUGAUGCAAGCUUUGAAUAUCCUGGGAGAUUGAGAUGUGCACAUUUUGCAAUUUAUGAUGGACAUGGUGGUCGUCUUGCAGUGGAGUAUGCACGGAAACAUUUACAUGCAAACGUGCUUUCAGCAGGCUUACCACGUGAGUUGAUGGAUGUUAAAGCUGCCAAGAAGGCCAUACUUGAAGGUUUUCGGAGAACCGAUGAAUCAUUACUUGAAGAAAGUAGUAGAGGUAAUUGGCAAGAUGGUGCAACAGCAGUUUGUGCUUGGAUCUUGGGGCAAACAGUUUUAGUAGCGAAUAUUGGAGAUGCUAAGGCGGUCUUAGCACGAGCUAUAUCUGAUGAUACAGAUUUGAAGUCCAUUGUUUUGACACGAGAGCACAAAGCCUUUUACCCACAAGAACGUGCCCGAAUUCAAAAAGCUGGAGGUACUGUGGGUGCGAAUGGUCGUUUGCAAGGUCGCAUUGAGGUUUCAAGAGCUUUUGGUGAUCGACAUUUUAAAAAGGUUGGAGUCAUUGCCUCUCCCGAUGUACAUUCAUUUGAACUUACUGAAAGGGAGCACUUCAUCAUUCUUGGUUGUGAUGGAUUGUGGGGUGUAUUUGGGCCGAGUGAUGCGGUUGAUUUUGUUCAGGAACAGCUAAAGGAAACAUCAUCUGCUGCCGCUGCAGCUCGCCGCCUUGUAAGAGAAGCCAUUCGUGAGCGGCACUGUAAGGAUAAUUGCACGGCCAUUGUUAUCGUCUUCAAGCACAAAUGAGGCCCCCAUCUUGAAAUCCCUUUUUGCACAAGCAUUGCUUUUCUUCUACAUAAACCUUUUGUGAAGAUGAAGAAGGUUGUUUUUAGUUAAACCUGUUACAUACCCUUUUUCUUUGUUCACACUUUGGUUUUAUGCUUUUCCCUCUUAUUUUUGUCUUAGAAUGUUGCUAUGGGAUUUUCUUAUGGUUGGAAAUAUUUUCUCAUAUGAGUGAAAUACAUGUAUGAUUAAA
Molecule: messenger RNA, 1622 nt
Organism: Phalaenopsis equestris
Lineage: Eukaryota; Viridiplantae; Streptophyta; Magnoliopsida; Asparagales; Orchidaceae
Product: probable protein phosphatase 2C 67
Exons: 11
Coding region: 260-1393 (377 amino acids)
Biological process (GO): protein dephosphorylation
Molecular function (GO): protein serine/threonine phosphatase activity
Source: RefSeq, a predicted model, not a curated record